GACGACUUCGGGGCACUGGACACUGGCCAAGAUGAACAACACAACAGUCAACGAGUCGUGUCUGCUACCCGACGGGGACCAGCCCACGGGUCUCACCGCUCCGAUGCGCUACUUUCUGGCCGCCGCGCUCCUGCUGGCGUCGUUCGUGGGAGUGGUUGGCAACAGCAUGGUCAUCGCCGCAAACGUCAUGGAGAAAAAGAUACGCAGCUCGACGAAUUUUUUCCUGGCAAACAUGGCGACGGCAGACCUGAUGACGUCACUGAUCUGUGACUCGUGCCUGUCGCUCGCCUGGUUCUACCCCGCCUUCAAACCCAGCUGCGUGUUCCGGGACGUCAUGGGGUUUGUCUACUUCUUCAGCGUAGACUUGUCUGUGUUAAACUCUGGUCUGGUAGCCUGGAACCGCUAUGUGUUGAUAACGAAGCCACUGCAGACAUACAAUAUGUUGUUUACUCCCACUAAGAUCACAAUCUACUGUAUCACAUCCUGGAUUUCGACCUUUCUGAUGAUCCUACUGGUUUUUGCUUAUUUCCGCCGCCUGGCCCGCCCUUCCUACAUCCUCAUAUCCGUCCCCGCUGCUGACAUGUCAGACAUGGUCUUUUUCGUGGUCAACAUCGUCGAGAUUAUCAUCCUGGUGGUCGCACCAAUCCUCCUCAGUCUGUUUUUCUACAUCGCCAUAUUUCUCAAAAUUCGCAAAGUGAAGGAAAGAGUAAAAGCCCACGCCGCGCCCAAUCCCAACGCGAAAAAGCUCUACCGUCCCUCGCGAAAAGUAGUGAGAGAGAUCACCAGCUAUCUGUUCGUUCUUUUCCUUGUCCUGCUUGUCUGUUCCACCCCUAUUUCCAUAACCCAGUACGUCCACGUCCUGGUGACUCCUGUUCACCCGGACAUCCAGAAUCUGACCCUGGUGCUGGCCAUGAUCAACAGCUCGAUCAACCCGAUCAUCCACACCAUCAAAAGCCAGGACUACAGAAACGUCUUUAAGAAAAUCAUCAGAAGUGGGUGCCUGAACGAUUGAUUCUGUGCGUCUGUAGUUUAUGGUGGGAUGACAGAUGAUGGCAUUUGUUAGCAAGCAAAAUUCCCCACAACGGUCGGCAUGAUACAUAAAGACAUAACCUUUUUUCCUUGAUAAUGCAACAUGUAUGUAUUGAUUCACCCGCCAACCAGGGGAUCACGGUAUGUCCCCUGUGAAUAGUGUCAUUACUUUUUCACUGAUAAAAAAAUCAACGUCUUGGCGGAAAAUUGAACGCAUCAGGUCAGCAUUCAUGUCACCAUUCUUCAUUCCCUCCCAUCCCAUCCCAUCUUCGUACCACUGACAACCCCCUGGUCGCACCAGCUUUCAUUACAUCUCAACCCAUUUCACCGAAAUCAGAUCAGGAAAAUCUGAAUAUGAUCAUAUCACGAGCCAGUUUGAAUACGUUUCUUCUUUCUUCACCUGCGUCAUUGCACCGUCACCCGAUGACUUUGAAAGACCAUGUCACGAUAUUUCAGCAGCUUGCCUGUCUCUGUGAUACGUAUAGUAAUAUCUGCAUAUGUCAUUUAAUACUCCAAAUUUUCGUGCCCUGUAUUGUACGUACUGUACUGCAUUGUAUCAAAUAGUAGCCUUUCUGUGUGUUACAUAUAUACGUGAUAGCAAUUGUAAGAAGUUAACAUUUAUCUAGUCUACGAGGAGAAUUAAGAAGCUGUAGAGACGGAAGUUCAUUACAUGCAGGUGGCGUGCGAAGAAUUAGUACAUUCAUCUGAUAUUACUAUAAAGUAACGUCAUGUCAACAUGUUAAAUCCUAGCAGUUCCAUGUGUGCCAAUUUGCAUGCAAAGAACUACUAUCUGUACAGACUGUUAAUUCUCUCGAGUCUUUACCUUCGAUGUGUAAGUAUCAUACAUAAGUAUCAUUAGCCUAGUUAAUCAGAUACACACUUUUCUGGAAGGUAUAUCAUUGGAAGUGAUCGUAUGAAGUUACGUAUAAUUGUCAAAGACAGGUCGAUAACAGACCAGAUCGCCCAAAGAGCAAAGGGUCAUUGCUUGUUAUGUAAAC
Branchiostoma belcheri (Belcher's lancelet) is the source of this 2027-nucleotide messenger RNA. Its product is annotated as melatonin receptor type 1A-like. Gene Ontology annotation, cellular component: membrane. Gene Ontology annotation, molecular function: G protein-coupled receptor activity. The coding region runs from base 32 to 1012 and encodes 326 amino acids. The transcript has 2 exons. Lineage: Eukaryota; Metazoa; Chordata; Leptocardii; Amphioxiformes; Branchiostomatidae. The record is from RefSeq and is a predicted model, not a curated record. Gene Ontology annotation, biological process: G protein-coupled receptor signaling pathway.